Molecule: messenger RNA, 843 nt
Organism: Coccidioides immitis RS
Lineage: Eukaryota; Fungi; Ascomycota; Eurotiomycetes; Onygenales; Onygenaceae
Product: 40S ribosomal protein S22
Exons: 3
Coding region: 451-843 (130 amino acids)
Biological process (GO): translation
Cellular component (GO): cytosolic small ribosomal subunit; ribosome
Molecular function (GO): structural constituent of ribosome
Source: RefSeq, a predicted model, not a curated record
CGCCGUCCACGUCAAUCGAGGUAUGUAACUAUGACCCUUCAUGUCGCAAUCUGCAGUCCAAUACUCUUCAGCUAGCUUGGGAAGAAGCAAUCAUCAUGCCGUGGGACUGAUGGGCAGGACAUGAUGAUACGCUUCUUCCCUGUGCUCCAUGAGCACGGGCUGAAGAACCCUCUUCUCUUCCCGUCUAGCGAAGGGGGCACUCUUUGCGCUCGAUAAAUAAAGCUGGCUGGAGGCUAACAUAUAUGUGCUUUCUUUCCCCUUUGAAAUCCCUUUUCCUAUCUUUUGCCUGAGAUAUGGGGAAGAUAGGAACGGGAUUUCAAACAAAUGGGGAGAGUCUUGCCCGUUUAUAUAAAUUUAGAUACCUCAUCUCCCAACGAGGAAAAUUUUUUCGACCCGUUCGAUUUGAGAAUCUCCACCGGCGAAAGCUACCCUUUUCUUUAAACCGCCACAAUGGUCAAGACUAGCGUCCUCAAUGAUGCGCUCAAUGCCAUCAACAACGCCGAGAAGGCUGGAAAGCGUCAGGUUAUGAUCAGACCUAGCUCCAAGGUCAUUGUCAAGUUCUUGUCUGUGAUGCAGAAGCAUGGUUACAUUGGCGAGUUCGAGGAAGUCGAUGACCACCGCUCUGGCAAGAUCGUCAUCCAGCUCAAUGGCCGUCUGAAUAAGACUGGUGUCAUCAGUCCCCGCUACAACAUCCAGCUCCGCGAGCUCGAGAAGUGGGUCGUCAAGCUUCUUCCUUCCCGUCAGUUCGGUUACAUCGUCUUGACCACCUCCGCUGGUAUCAUGGACCACGAGGAGGCCAGACGUAAGCACGUUGCUGGCAAGAUCAUUGGUUUCUUCUACUAG